Endocarpon pusillum Z07020 is the source of this 2625-nucleotide messenger RNA. RefSeq lists its product as uncharacterized. The coding region runs from base 1 to 2625 and encodes 874 amino acids. The record is from RefSeq and is a predicted model, not a curated record. Lineage: Eukaryota; Fungi; Ascomycota; Eurotiomycetes; Verrucariales; Verrucariaceae. Gene Ontology annotation, biological process: ubiquinone biosynthetic process. Gene Ontology annotation, molecular function: kinase activity. The transcript is spliced from 3 exons. Gene Ontology annotation, cellular component: extrinsic component of mitochondrial inner membrane.
AUGGCGGGUAUGCGAUUGCUUGACGUGGCUGUACUAUUUAAUGCUUCUCGUGCCGUUGCUUCGAAGCAUUUCAGCAUCCGUUUGAAGCAGCUGGAUGUAUAUAGCAAGACUUCGACUUUGGCAAAAGCCUUGCGGAAGCAGACGAAAUCUACAGCCCAAGCUCUUCCCCCUUCUGGGCUAGGGCCUAGCUUAAAUUCUCACGCAGCAUCCCAACGGCAGACCUACAGCUCCAAAUCUGGCUCAGGAGUAGGGCCGAUUCCUUCCUCGGAAACUGUGCAGGAUACAAGCCAGCUAAACAAAGGUUCCGAAGGAUUGGAGCAAGACCACUCUUACAGGCCUCACGAUAACGCUGUGCUGGAUGAUGUGCCAAACGGAGAACUGAACGUCCAGCAAGAGAAGGCGAAACGGCAUCCAUUGCCAGAUGGCACGAUUCCUCCUGAAAAGGCUGCUAUUGGUAAAUCCAAGACAGAUCAAGAUGCCUACAGUCAGCGGCCGGCCACAGAGCCUUUGAAGAAGCCUACGGAGCAACAUGAAUCGCCAUCAAAGAGUUUGAAACCAGAAUCCUCAGGCCGAUCAAGCAUUCCAGAUCCCGAUAGGGUAACACUCGAGUCAUCUGGGUUGUCCUCUAAAGAUGCCAGGAUUUUGCAGCGACGAUCUGAGUCUCAGAUCCCAUCUAAAGCAGGCGAGCCGCCAAGAGCAGAAGCAUAUGAGGUAAAAGCGUCCCAAAGUUAUGACGGCCCAGAAAUGGGUGUUAAUCAAGAGAGCGACACUUUCUAUAGAGCACCCGAUAGUGCAUCGCCUGUGCUGUCGGCUCUUCCUCGAUUUAAGCUCCCCAAGAACGUAGGCGAUGUUCAAGGAGGAGUUUCACAUCUCAAGGAGGAUGUUAACGCAGAUUUUUUCUACUCUUCUGGUGGCAAAGAAGGAUCGGCCAGUGCUUCGGAGCAAGAAUCUUCACAAGGGCCGGAGGAGCCGUCUGAAGAAAUGGUGAAUCAGAUCUUUCAUAGCCCUCGGGUCGCAAGGAUUCUUAGAAGCAAGGGACAAUUCGGAAGCUUGAAACCCGGGAACACAGGCUCACCGCGACGCAAGUCAACACUUGCCGGACAGGGAGAUCAUUCAAGUGCCACAAAUACCAAAAUUGAUGGAUUUGGCGAUGGCGGGUUCAACACUACACGUGGGCCAAAGCAGGAACAGGAUGAUAUCACUAAGCUUGCAGCCGACAUACAAAAAGAUGCUCAAACAGUUGCAUAUCUGAGAUCCGGAGAAAAUGCCAUGGGGAGCCGCGGGCCGUUUGAAAUGCGAGAAUCCCGAGUGCCAUCGUCCCGAUUCGGGCGAAUGUGGCAAUAUGGUGGCCUGGCGGCUUCUAUGGCUUUUGGAGCCGCUGGCGAAAGUCUCAAGCGAGCAACAGGUUCUGCUACUGAAAGUGACGGGUCGCUCGUGCUUAGUACCGGCAAUAUGGAACGCCUUGUUGCAAAGCUCUCAAAAAUGAGGGGAGCUGCCCUUAAGCUCGGACAGAUGAUGAGCUUUCAAGAUUCAAAAAUGCUUCCAAAACCCAUCUACGAGGUUCUUCAGCGCGUGCAAGAUAGUGCUGAUUACAUGCCACCCUCCCAGCGCAAUUCAGUUUUAGCCAGCGAGCUCGGAUCUGAUUGGCGAAGUUUGUUCGAAUCAUUCGAAGAGAAGCCAAUGGCUGCGGCAUCCAUCGGCCAGGUACAUGGAGCCAUCCUGAAAUCGAACAGGCAGAGAGUUGCUGUCAAGGUGCAGUAUCCAGGCGUCGCUGCAUCAAUCUCCUCCGAUCUCAGCAAUCUCUCGCUUUUGCUUACAGCAUCUCGUCUGCUCCCAAAAGGGCUAUACCUCGAUAAGACGAUAGCCAAUGCACGAACCGAACUGGCUUGGGAGUGCGACUAUAUUCGCGAGGCUGAUGGUGCCAAGCGAUUCAAGGAACUGCUGUCAGACGAAACAGACACGUUUACUGUGCCAAAAAUUUAUGAUGAAGCUUCUGGAAAACAGGUCUUGACUAUGGAGCGAAUGGAAGGUAAAGCUGUCACUAAAAUCCAGAACUUCAGUCAGGAACAGAAUGACUGGAUCGGAACGCAGAUCUUACGCCUCUGCCUGCGGGAGAUAAUGGAGUUCAGAUAUAUGCAGACAGACCCCAAUUGGACAAACUUCCUCUACAACAGCGAUACGAAUAGACUUGAACUGCUCGACUUCGGCGCCUCAAGAGAGUUUCCACAGAAAUUUAUGCAUCUCUACAUCAAGAAUCUGAUUGCGGCUUCUCGGAAAGAUCGUGACGCUUGCCGAGAGCUAUCGAUACAGUUGGGAUACCUUACUGGUUAUGAGUCCCAAAUAAUGCUAAAUGCACAUAUUGACUCGGUAAUGACGCUGGCGGAACCUUUCAUGGAAUCUGCGCCUGAGAUCUAUGACUUCAAGGACCAGACCAUUACCGAUCGCGUCAGGAAUCUUAUUCCCAUCAUGAUUCGAGAAAGGCUCGCACCACCACCAGAAGAGACGUACAGCUUACAUCGAAAGUUGAGUGGAGCAUUCUUGCUCUGUGCACGGUUGGGAAGCCGAGUAAAAUGCAAAGAGAUGUUCAAUUGGGCUUUAAUUAAGUCCCAUGCGCAGCGAGAAUAG